Messenger RNA from Arabidopsis thaliana (thale cress), 1543 nucleotides. RefSeq names its product Ribosomal protein L6 family protein. The transcript has 4 exons. The coding region runs from base 33 to 734 and encodes 233 amino acids. Lineage: Eukaryota; Viridiplantae; Streptophyta; Magnoliopsida; Brassicales; Brassicaceae. The record is from RefSeq and is marked reviewed. Gene Ontology annotation, biological process: translation. Gene Ontology annotation, molecular function: structural constituent of ribosome. Gene Ontology annotation, cellular component: ribosome.
CUGAUAGAUUUUACACCACCGAAGCCGAAAAAAUGCCGGCGGCGAAGAGGACUCCCAAGGUUAACCGUAACCCUGACCUAAUCAGGGGAGUUGGAAAAUAUUCGAGGUCUCAGAUGUACCACAAGAGAGGUUUGUGGGCUAUCAAGGCCAAGAACGGUGGCGUUUUCCCUCGUCACGAUGCUCAGCCAAAGGUCGACGCUCCGGUUGAGAAGCCUGCCAAGUUUUAUCCGGCGGAAGACGUCAAGAAGCCGCUUGUUAACAGACGCAAGCCUAAGCCUACCAAGCUAAAAGCCAGCAUCACUCCAGGAACUGUGUUGAUCAUUCUUGCUGGUAGAUUCAAGGGUAAGAGAGUUGUCUUCCUCAAGCAACUUUCUUCUGGUUUGCUUCUUGUAACAGGACCAUUCAAGAUUAAUGGUGUUCCAUUGAGACGUGUUAACCAAGCCUAUGUGAUUGGAACCUCCACAAAGAUUGACAUUUCUGGAGUCAACACUGAGAAAUUCGAUGACAAGUAUUUUGGAAAGGUUGCUGAGAAGAAGAAGAAGAAAACAGAAGGCGAAUUCUUCGAAGCUGAGAAAGAGGAGAAGAAGGAGAUCCCACAGGAGAAGAAGGAAGACCAGAAAACCGUUGAUGCUGCUCUGAUCAAAUCCAUUGAAGCUGUCCCAGAGCUCAAGGUUUACCUUGGAGCCAGGUUCUCAUUGAGUCAAGGAAUGAAACCACAUGAGCUUGUUUUCUAGAUUUCGUAUUGUUUCUCAAAUUUUAAGAAUAUCUGUUUCCCUGAGUAUUUUCAUCUUUAAUCGUCCUUGGAUCUUAAAGACUAUUUUCUCUGAUUUUAUAUAUCAAAUUUUCGAGCAAUCUAGCUUUAAGACCUGGUGUUAUGAAUUCGAUUUUCUAUAAAAAUGAAUAAAUGAAAAAGCAUAAGAAAUGAUCACGAAUUAAUUUUUAAUCCAAAGUAAUCAACAGCAGAUUUUGCCAUAAUUGAAGCAAACUCUCCAAAGCUUAUAACACCAUCACCAUUUGUAUCAGCUUCUUUGAUCAUCUCCGUUAAUUCUUUAUACGUUAAUGGUUGACCCAUCUUGGCCAUUGCUCCUGCAAGCUCAGCCGCACUUAUGAACCCGUUACCGUCUCUAUCGAACGAUUUGAAAAUCUCGAGUAAUUGCUCGGAAUUGAUUAGGACCUCUUCGUUAAGAUCAGGAAGAAUUGUACCAACGAGCUCAUCGAAUUCGACAAAACCGUUGCCGUUUGAGUCCAUGCUAGCUAACAAAACAUGGAUUUGAUCGCCGGAAGGUUUGAGACCGAGUGACCGGAGAAGUGCCGCGAGUUCUAAGAUUGUUAAGCUUCCGUCUGCGUCCAUGUCGAACCGGUCGAAAAUGUCUUUAAGUUGUCUUAUCUGAUCCUCCAUUUUUUCUUUCUUUCUUUAGCAACACAAAUAAAAAUCGAUUAAUCAAUGUUGGCGACGAGAGAGAUUGAUGAGACAAGAGGUUAUGAUUGUCAAUGAAGGGUGUGCCAGAAAGGAGAUUUAAGAUUGAAGUUUUGUUUCUUUUUG